AUGACAUCAUGUGGUCCCAUCUCUGUGAUUGGCUGCUGUGUGUGUUUGAGCUCACAGACAUUCAGAGAGUGUGAAAGUCACAGAGCUGCUGCUGAUGAAGAUGGAGGUGUGGGUGCUGCUCCUCAUCCUCUCCUCGGUCCUCUGUGUCUCGGCUGAUGUUUUGUAUGGGGACAACUGGAUUAAUGGCUGUUCAGAUACUGAUGGAGACAGCGUGCUGAUGCUGGAUGAUGAGGUGGUCUGGUACGCCGACUUCAACAAACAGAUGGGAGUCGAUUCUCUGCCAGUCUUUGCAGAUCCGAUGAGCUUUCCAGGUUUCUAUGAAGAAGCUGUGGCUGAUCAGCAGGUCUGCAGAUAUAACCUGAAGGUGACUCGUCAGGCUAUGAAGGACGUUCCCAAAGAACUCGAUCCUCCUUCCAGCCUGAUCAUCUACACUGUACUAAAUGUGGAACUUGGAGUCCAAAACACUCUGAUCUGUCAUGUGACUGGUUUCUAUCCUGCUCCCGUCAAUGUCACCUGGACCAAAAACGAGCAGAAGGUCACAGAAGGAACGAACACCAGCGUUCCCUUCCCCAACAAGGAUGGUUCCUUCAAACAGACGUCCAGACUUCAGUUCAUCCCAAAGCAGGGAGACGUCUACAGCUGCACUGUGGAACAUGUGGCCCUGAUACAACCAAUGACCAAGUUCUAUGCUGUGGUGAACUCUGAUCUCAUUCUUGGACCUGCCAUGUUUUGUGGAGUGGGUCUGACUGUCGGUGUCCUCGGUGUGGCAGCAGGAAUAUUCUUACUCAUCAGAGCAACCGAGUGACUGAUGUUUUAAUAACUCUGAGCAGUUUGUAAUUUGAUUACAUGGAAGUUUUGUUUCUGGUGCAGCUAGCCAGUCUGAUGAACUGCUGCUCUUCAUUGAGUUUACAGGUGUGUGUGUUAUAAACUAAAAAAUUUGUGAGAAGACCAACAGGUGAUGUGGCAGCAUGUCAGAAUGAUUUCAGACCAUCAGUGUGACUGAUUAUUGAUUACAGAGAACGGUGAUCAGAAAGUUUCUCAUGCCAAUAAAGAUUUACUGGUGGAAAACUUGAAAUAUA
This is a messenger RNA of Oreochromis aureus, 1079 nucleotides long. Its product is annotated as RLA class II histocompatibility antigen, DP alpha-1 chain-like. Gene Ontology annotation, biological process: immune response; antigen processing and presentation of exogenous peptide antigen via MHC class II; immunoglobulin production involved in immunoglobulin-mediated immune response. The transcript has 4 exons. The record is from RefSeq and is a predicted model, not a curated record. Gene Ontology annotation, molecular function: MHC class II protein complex binding. NCBI's taxonomy places the organism in Eukaryota, Metazoa, Chordata, Actinopteri, Cichliformes, Cichlidae. Gene Ontology annotation, cellular component: membrane; MHC class II protein complex. The coding region runs from base 95 to 805 and encodes 236 amino acids.